UUUGGUCCCAGUAGAUAAUACAUACAGGAGAGACUGCAAACAAAUGCUAAUGGAACAGAAAAAGAAUGGGGAAAGGGAUGGGUUAUUGCUACAUUCAGGAAAUGCAGUGUACUGAGUAUUAAUAUUGCAGUUGCGACAGUGAUCACAAGAGGUUGAGUAAAACUCAAGUUGAGAGCAGAUCCAGGAUGGCAUCUCACAGAAGCUACCAGAGCAAAGGAUAUCUGCAGAGACUGAGAAAGUUACCCCAACUGCUGGCGUUAGUUGUGUUCAGCUACGAAAUCCUGCUUCUGCAAGGAACUCAUGGCUGGACAUAUCAUUACUCCAAUAAACCAGUGAGGUGGGCAAAAGCCAGGUCCUAUUGUCAAUCCCACCACACUGACAUUGUGGCAAUCCAGAACCCAGAGGAGAACGCGUAUCUGAAAAAUACUCUGCCAGGACAAGGCGAACACUACUGGAUUGGAUUGAAGAAGAUCAAUGACAAGUGGACCUGGAUUGCCACUCAUCGGCCCGUGGAAAAUUUCACCUUGAAUUGGGCGCCUGGUGAACCCAAUGACAAAAGAUUGACCGAACAUUGUGUGGAAAUGCAGUCCAUCCGAUCUGAAUUUGCUGGGAAAUGGAACGACGAAUCCUGUAAGAAAAGGAAAAGGCCAUUGUGUUUCGAAGCUUCGUGCAAUGCUACCUCCUGUAGUGGUCAUGGAGAAUGUGUGGAGACUAUUAACAAUUUUAAAUGCAGCUGCAGUGAAGGAUUUUACGGAUCCUACUGUGAACAUGUCGUGAAAUGCGAAAGACUGGCAAAUCCUGACAGAGGAGUUGUCAAUUGCUCCAAACCCUACGGAGAAUUCAGCUACAAUUCCACGUGUGACUUUGGCUGUGUGGAAGGGUACGAAAUGACAGGAACUAGCAAACUCCAGUGCACAUCUACUAUGGCGUGGACUGCACCCGCUCCAGAAUGCACAGUCGUGAACUGUUUCACGUUAGAGAUUUCCAACCUGGACUUCAUGAACUGCUCUCACCCACUUGAUCGCUUCAGUUACAACUCAACCUGUACUUUUAGCUGCAGAGAAGGUUAUGUGAUACAUGGAUCAGACAGACUCCAGUGUUUAUCCUCUGGAAAAUGGACGGCACAUAAUCCCUUCUGUGAAGUCCAAGUAUGUGAAGCUCUGGCAGUACCUGACCACAGCACCAUGCGCUGCUUCCAUCCAAUAGAAGAUUUCAGUUACAACUCUACCUGUGCCUUCAGCUGUCAAGAAGGGUUUGUUUUAAAGGGACUGGACACACUUCAUUGUAGAGUUUCUGGGGAGUGGACGGCCCCUGCUCCGACAUGUGAAGCUGUGAAGUGUGACGAGUUGAAGAUUUCUCACAGUCUCCUCAUGGACUGUCAACAUCCCUUCAGGCCUUUCAGUUACAACUCAACAUGUGCCUUUAACUGCAAAGAUGGAUUCAUCUUACAUGGUUCAGAUAGACUGGAGUGCAAAGCAUCUAGUAACUGGACAGCAGAGAUACCUAGCUGCAAAGCCGUACAGUGUCCUUUGCUGAAGAGUCCCGAGUCGGGGAUCAUUAACUGCAGUCAUGCCUUUGGAGACUUCAGCUACAGCUCAACGUGUGACUUCAGCUGCUCCAAAGGGUUUGUACUGAAUGGAUCAGAUAGACUCCAAUGUCAAGCUUCAAGACUUUGGACACAGGAGACUCCCAGUUGUGAAGCUGUGACGUGCACAACACCAGGAAAACUAAAACAUGGGUUCAAAAACUGCUCCCAUCCGAUUGGACCCUACAGUUAUAACUCCACCUGUGACUUUGACUGUGUAGAAGGCUACAUGUUGAAUGGGUCAAACAGGCUUCGGUGUGGAGCAUUUGGGCAAUGGACUGCAUUGGAACCCUCCUGUGAAGCUGUUAACUGCGAGAAGCUGAUGGUACCUGACCGAGGGGUGAUGAACUGUACCCACCCCAUCACUACCUUCAGUUACAGCUCAAAGUGUGAUUUUAGCUGCUCUGAAGGGUUUUCUCUGCAAGGAUCAGAUACUCUCCAGUGCCUGUCUUCUGGACAAUGGACAGCCCAGAACCCCACCUGUAAAGCUGUAAACUGUCAGACACUGGUGCAGCCUGAACGAGGAGCUGUGAACUGUUCCCAUCCCAUUAGAGAUUUUAGUUACACCUCAACGUGUGACUUCACCUGCGCUGAAGGGUUUUCUCUGCAAGGAUCAGAUACUCUCCAGUGCCUGUCUUCUGGACAAUGGACAGCCCAGUCCCCCACUUGUAAAGCUGUAAACUGUCAGACACUGGUGCAGCCUGAACGAGGAGCUGUGAACUGUUCCCAUCCCAUUAGAGAUUUUAGUUACACCUCAACAUGUGACUUCACCUGCGUUGAAGGGUUUGUACUGCACGGAUCAGGCAGGCUGCAAUGUGGAGCUUCUGGAUAUUGGACAGCAGAGAUUCCCACCUGCAAAGCUGUUAACUGCGAGAAGCUGAUGGUACCUGACCGAGGGGUGAUGAACUGUACCCACCCCAUCACUACUUUCAGUUACAGCUCAAAGUGUGAUUUUAGCUGCUCUGAAGGGUUUUCUCUGCAAGGAUCAGAUACUCUCCAGUGCCUGUCUUCUGGACAAUGGACAGCCCAGAACCCCACCUGUAAAGCUGUAAACUGUCAGACACUGGUGCAGCCUGAACGAGGAGCUGUGAACUGUUCCCAUCCCAUUAGAGAUUUUAGUUACACCUCAACAUGUGACUUCACCUGCGUUGAAGGGUUUGUACUGCACGGAUCAGGCAGGCUGCAAUGUGGAGCUUCUGGAUAUUGGACAGCAGAGAUUCCCACCUGCAAAGCUGUUAACUGCGAGAAGCUGAUGAUACCUGACCGAGGGGUGAUGAACUGUACCCACCCCAUCACUACCUUCAGUUACAGCUCAAAGUGUGAUUUUAGCUGCUCUGAAGGGUUUUCUCUGCAAGGAUCAGAUACUCUCCAGUGCCUGUCUUCUGGACAAUGGACAGCCCAGAACCCCACCUGUAAAGUGGUAAACUGCCAGAUAUUGUCACCGCCUGAACGAUCAGUGAUGAGCUGCUUCCACCCCAUAGCGAACUUUGGUUACACCUCAACGUGCAACCUCAGCUGUGCCGUGGGGUUUGUGCUGUACGGAGCAGACAGGCUGAAGUGCGGAGCUGCUGGAGAAUGGACAGCACAGACUCCCACCUGCAAAGCUGUGACCUGCCAGACCCUGGUGCAGCCUGAUCGAGGGGACAUGAUCUGCUCACAUCCCAUCAAAGACUUCAGUUAUAACUCGAUGUGUGACUUUAGCUGCGGUGAAGGCUUUGGUUUGCUGGGAUCGGAUAGACUUCGAUGUGGAGCUGACGGGCAAUGGACAGCGUCAGUCCCCACCUGUAAAGCUGUACUCUGUAAGGUGCUGACACAGCCUCGACAAGGGACCAUCAACUGUUCCCACCCCAUUGAUUACUUCAGCUACAAUUCGACAUGCGAUAUCAGCUGUGAUGAAGGGUUUGUACUGGAUGGAUUGGGCCGGCUUCAGUGCCAAGUGCCUGGAAAGUGGACAGUGGAGACCCCUACUUGUGAAGCCAUGAAGUGCGAGGUCCUGAUCACCCAUCCCCCAAUGAUCAUGAACUGUACACAUUCUGCUGCAAACUUUAGCUAUGGCUCGGCGUGUAACUUCAGCUGUGCUCAAGGAUAUCUACUGAAGGGAUCUGCCAGGCUCCAAUGCAAUGAAUCUGGACAAUGGACGGAUCCACUUCCAACUUGUAACGAUGAUGCAGGGUCCUAUCUGGCAAACGUGAUGACAUACACGGCUGCAGUUAUGGCGGCUAUCCUCGCUGCUCUUUUCACCGUUAUGACUGCGGUCUCGAUUAGACGGCACCUGAAAAAAAAAGAUAAAUACAUUAUCAAGCAGGACAGUGACGACCUUAGCACAUUAGAGAUGAUGGAAAAUCCAGCGUUCAAUAUAGAAUGAGGAGGAAAAAUUAACAUCAAAGGCCGUGCAAGUGAAAACAAAUUGAACGUCUAGCAGAAUACUUCAAUGUGCCUCACCCUGCUUCAAGCAUGCACUUUAUAACUAUACCCUAUAGCCUGUUAACCUGAGAAUGGGGAAGAGCCUUGGUUUGGAUAUUUGGAGUCAUAUUCUUGACUCCAAACGUUCCAGGUGUGCAGUUGACCAAUUCACACUUGGACCCCUAUUCCAGAUGGCUUUUCACCCAUCCAUUGUCAGGAUUUAAAUUUUCCCACUUCUUUAAAAAAAAAUCACUGAGAUCUAUGAUUUUCCACCUUGGACCACAUUCUAUGCAACACAGAAGGAGGCCUUUUUAUACAUUGUGCCUGUGCUGGGGCUAAUUUUCAUUCUGGUAUUGCAGCUAUCUAUAUCAUUGCCAGCAAAUUUGUACCAGUAACAUCCUACAAAUAGCAAUGAAACAAAUGAUUAUUUCAUAUGUUUUGGUGGGUUUGGGCUAGGGAUAAAUAUUGGCCAGAACAAUGAGACAAUUCACUACCCUUCUUUGAAUUAGCACUACAGAAUCUUUAAUUUCUAGCCAAACAAUAAGAAUAAUCUGUUAUUGAAUGUUUUGUUUGAAGAACGGCAUGCGAUUAUGAUCUCAAGUCUUGAUGUGGGGUUCAAAUCUACAACAAUCUGGCCCUAUGGGGAGAGUGUUAACAACUGAUCAAAAUUGACUGAUCAGUCAUCACAUUGAAUGGCAUUGUUUUAAAGCAGUGGUGAGGACACAGGCUCAAUCACUCUCAAUCAAACUGAAUAUUUUCAACACUCUGCAUCAAGAAGUGCUCAAAUGUGAAUCAGCUGUGAACUCCUGAUAAAUAAUAAUCAUUACAUUUGAUAUAGCACCUUUCAAGUCAGAAGAAAGCUUCACAGAAUAUACUGUCAUGUCUAAUGACUGUGCAUUCUGUAGGCAAACUUGGCAGCUAUUUUUUAAGCACCAACAUUACCAUGAAGAGUGCAACCAAUUUUAAUUAGGGGAUGGCUGGCCAGAACCCUGGGAGAAAUUCCCUUUUCUUUUUGAAUAGUGCUGUGGGAUCUUCAAAAUCCACCUAAACAGACAUAUGAAACCUUGGCUUAACAUCUUAUCCAAAGGAUGGCACAUCCGUCAUUGCAGCGGUGUACCCCCAGCCCCAGCCUAGACUAUAUGCGUUCAAGAUCCCACUGUGGAGCUUGAACUCACAACCUUCUGAUGCCCAGACGAGGAUGCUACCAACAGAGCCUGCCUCGCACUGAGAAGUGGCAAAGAGUGGCUCAGACAUUUAGCCACAGAUCCAAGCCUUCUGUUGCUUCCCUCCCCUCAUCUUGACCAUUUCCCCCCUGCUCGGGUCCUGACCCAAUUGUCCAG
Callorhinchus milii (elephant shark) is the source of this 5328-nucleotide messenger RNA. RefSeq names its product P-selectin-like. Gene Ontology annotation, cellular component: external side of plasma membrane; membrane. The coding region runs from base 186 to 3950 and encodes 1254 amino acids. Gene Ontology annotation, biological process: leukocyte tethering or rolling; response to cytokine; heterophilic cell-cell adhesion. The record is from RefSeq and is a predicted model, not a curated record. The transcript has 24 exons. Lineage: Eukaryota; Metazoa; Chordata; Chondrichthyes; Chimaeriformes; Callorhinchidae. Gene Ontology annotation, molecular function: sialic acid binding; oligosaccharide binding.